Molecule: messenger RNA, 1645 nt
Organism: Acanthoscelides obtectus
Lineage: Eukaryota; Metazoa; Arthropoda; Insecta; Coleoptera; Chrysomelidae
Source: the annotation of a GenBank genome assembly
GUUGAAAUUAACAAAUAUUGCCAAACGUGGAUCAUUUGAUAGAUUUAGAUAAAAUAAAUAAAUGAUAAUGGAGUAAUAUGAAACAAAGAACGCAUUUUAGUAUAAAAACUUGGAAGCAGCGAGAAUUGUCAUCAUCAGUUCGGCAGCCUUCAUCAUGAGAACAGCUACACUGGCCUUUUUGGGCUGCAUUGCCCUCGCAUACAUUCAGCUUGCGGAAUUUGCAACAGUAGCUGGAUCAUCAGCAUCUGCUGCAGCUAGAGCACAGGCUCUAUCUUCUGCACCCAAUAAAAGAGAUGUGGUCAACUCUGCCACCCUAGCAGCUGCUGGCGCAUCUGCAAACUCAAAAGCAUCUUCUAACACCGAAAGCCUUGCUAAUUCUGUCAGCUCAGCAAAAGCUGCUGCCGGGGCUCAAUCCUUAUCUGGAGCUCAAGGUCUAUCAGCUUCUCAAUCCAGUGCUGGCGCAGGAGCUGCCUCUAUCUCCCGCAACACCAACAGCCUUAACGUUGCUCAAUCGAAUGCUGGUGCUGGAGCUACCUCCAUCUCUCAAAACGUAGUUCAAUCUAGCUCAGGAGCAGGAGCCUCAGCGUUGAGCAGAGGUGGUGUAUCGCAAUCCAGCAGUCUAGCUGGAGCUUCAUCUUCUGUUAUUGGGUCUUCCUACCAGGGUAUUAGACGCGUAUCAGGACAAGUUGGGCUUUCCGGACUACCAGGCUUGAACGGUCAACCUGGCUCCAAUGGACCUUCUGGACCCGCAGGUCCCCCAGGACCACCUGGACCUCCAGGACCCCCAGGCCCCGCAGGUAUUCCAGGCCUUAACGGACUUCCAGGACCUCAAGGUCUCCCCGGAUUAGAUGGUCUACCAGGACUCCCAGGACCAAUAGGACCAAUGGGCCCAGUGGGACCUCAAGGCAUCGCAGGACCUGAAGGACCAAGUGGACAAGAAGGACCUGCUGGACCAGCCGGACAACCAGGGCCAAAAGGAUCUCAGGGAUUGAGAGGACCCAGAGGACUACAAGGUAUCCAAGGACCAAUCAGCUACGGACCCAUGAUUCAACCACAGCCCAUCCAGUACCAGGUACCAUCUCAAACCCUUGCUGCAUCUGGGUCAUCAGCCACUAGUUCAUCUCAAGUAGCUGGCAGUGUAUCAUCUGCAGGUGCCUUAUCUGGAGCAAUUGCUGGAUCUAAUGAAGCUGGAGCAGUGUCAGGAGCAGGAGCUAUAGCUGGCUCAAGAGUUUCUGGUGUAUCAAGAGAAUCGUCAUCUUCUGGUGCGCUGGCUGGAGCAUUAUCUGGGUCUAGAGUAGCCGGAGGAGUGUCAGGAGCAGGUGCUGCUGCAGGUGCUGUAGCUGGUUCAGGAGCUUCUGGUGUGCUGUAGCUGGUUCAGGAGCUUCUGGUGUAUCAAGAGGAUCUUCAUCUGCUGGUGCGCUGGCUGGAGCAGGAUCUGGGUCUAGAGUAGCCGGAAGAGUGUCAGGAGCAGGUGCUGCAGCUGGUGCAGUAGCUGGUUCAAAGUCGAGUGGAAGGAGUGCCGCUGUAGCUGGGGCUAAAGCUGGAGCUGGUUCCAACAGUGUUGCAUAAGCAACCUAGGCAGGAUGAGACAUGUCGUAGUUUGAAUUGUAAUCGUGGAUUUGGAAUUUGAAAAUAAAUAUUAUAG